Lolium rigidum is the source of this 690-nucleotide messenger RNA. RefSeq lists its product as uncharacterized. Bases 153 to 461 code for a protein of 102 amino acids. Lineage: Eukaryota; Viridiplantae; Streptophyta; Magnoliopsida; Poales; Poaceae. The record is from RefSeq and is a predicted model, not a curated record. The transcript has 2 exons.
GCGUGAGAGAGAAAGAUAGCGGUGAGACUCUGGGCUUUGGUUCUCUCUCAGGUCCGUCAAAACUCAAGAGCAGCGCAGCUGAAGCAGGAACAGUCAGAAACAAAGACAACAUCUCAGCUCUGAAGAGAGAGAGAGAUAGAGAGGCUGAAGACAUGGAGGGACGGACGCCGUCAUGCCUCGGUCGCGCGGCGGUGCCGGUGAAGCGGGUGUGGCACGGCCUGAGCACGCGCCUCGGCCUCCGGCGAACCACCGGGCUUGGCGAGCUGCGCAAGGAGGUGCGGACGUGCGAGUACGAGGACGUGCACGUCAUGUGGGAGAUGCUGGGCGGCAUGGACGACGCGCCGCGAGGCCCGCGAGACGACGGAAGGAAGAGGAAGAACAAGAACAAGAGGAAGAAGGCCGCCGCCGGAGUGGCAGCGUGGGGCCGGCUCGUCUCCUACUGCUGCGCCUGCGCUCGCUGAAAUGAAGCAAUCUCUCGCCUGAUGUCCUCAUGGAUUCAGGGCUCUCGAUCGAUCUUUGGGUUCUUGGUGAUUGCAGCAGUUGAAAACUAGUACCUGAGAAAGUUGUAGAGCGUCUGCGUGUAUCCGGAUUUGUAAAUUUUGUUCGCCGUGUACAUGAUCGUAUCAGCAGGCACAGUUUUGGUUGCUUGUUCGUCUCAUCGAUUGGAACUUAAAAUGUGUUCUGCUUCCA